CAAGAUAGUAUACAAGUACCACUAUAUUGCUACAUACAGCUACAGAAUUACACACCAGAAACUCUGAAUAUGUUUCCAUUACCUAAAACAGCUCUCAUGGCCAUUACUCAAAGAUGACAAGAUAAGACACUGAGGGGGAGUUGUAUUCACUGUCUCUACACCAUUCAUUAUUUUAAGAACUUCUGUUUGCCACAUUCCCAAUGCUGUCAAUUCUUUAACCAAAUAUCUGUAAAUAUUUUAUUCUUGUCUUAUAUGAAUAUGCAUUAAUUCCUUUUCUGCAUCAUUUCUAGAUCUGUAUCUUUUUUGAUGAAGGUACUCACGGCAGUACUUGAAAAGAGCUUUGGUUAAGACCCCAUCAGAGUUGGACUUUACUGGGCAAGCCUACAAUCCUGGGAUUUUCUGGUGAGCUCCGACCCAAGUAUAAGAAGAUCCGACCCUGCUUAGCUUUUGUGAGAUGAGUCAAGUGAACUUCAGUUGUUUCCACAAAUCUGAUGACAGAGAACGUCUUUUAGUUUCCCACAGCACAUAUUCAUAUAAUUCAGCAAUCACCAGUCAUCAAGCUCCACAAAGAUUCUUAAAACUUCUCAAACAGAAGAUAUUAAGCACAUUGUACUAUUCCUGAAAGUCUCUGCUUCUUAAAAUCCACUCUUUCUUAAAUUUCUGCUUUCCUGUUGCCAUGGAGAAGGUCCAGUACAUAACUCGCUCUGCUCUGAGGAGAGCCUCAACUAUUGAGGUGCAUCCACAAACACGACAAAGACUUCAGGACCUUUUUGUAAACUUCUGUCUUAUCUUAAUAUGUCUGUUGCUUAUAUGUGUCAUUGUGAUGCUUCUCUGAAGUCCAGCUUCUUUUGAUUGAUCUUCAUUACAUUAUGCAAAGGAAAAUGUACACGAGAAGGAGAAAAGAACCAAACAAGAAACAUCCGGCACAAGGAAAUCCAUGCAAGAAAGUCCAGCACUUGGCCUAAAUAAUUUCUCACCAUCUCCACUCUUACUCACUGUAACCAUUAAAAGCACCUGUACUGAACAGUGAUUUGAAAACUGCUAUCACAAGGCUGUGCAUGAGCUAAUUUGCCUGCUUUAUUUUUAAAGGAAGUCUUCUGCGGAUGCUGAUGAUUAGUGCCUAUAAUUACUUGUGUUAUGAUGUGUAAAAUGUCCAACUAUAAAAUCUUAAAUAGUGGCCUUGAACUUUUGGUUCCAGAUUAUUUAUUUAUUUAUUACUGCUAAUCAGCUGUAAGUAUUUACUUUCAUGUCUGAAUAAAGAAUGGGCUGAAUGUACUAUGUUAAAGGCACAAUUAAAUCAUUAUAUAUUCUAGGAAAUACAUGUAUGUCAGGCUACUUGGAUUGUUAACUGAAGCUAUUAUUAACUUUUCCCCUACACUUUCAUGACGUAAGCUUUGAAAAUGACAAUAAAGUAUUGCAUAUUUACUGCCUUGUUCAACUGAAAUACAAGUAUUUUAAUAGACAUAUAGUCAAAAGCAAGCAAAAGCAAGAAUUCUGAUGAGGACUGCAGCCAAAUAUAAAUAUACCUUUAGAUAUUUGAUAUAUUUAUAAAUAUCAAAUAUAUUCUCUCCUGUAGCACUAGGGAUAUCCCCCAGGUGAUCCUUUCAUUAUGCAGUUGCUCUUCAUUCACAUAAUUUAACAGAAGGUCUAGAUGGUGAAUUCUUGCAAAACACCUUUCAUGUUUUUGUUUCACAAAGUAUCCAUCCCAGCAAACAAGAAUAUCUGCACAACAGCUUUUGAUUGGUUGCAUUAGAAGCUCACCUGUUGUCCAAUUGCAUAUAACAUAUAGCAUUUUUGCACAGCUAAAAAAAAAGCAAAGGAUUAAAUUUGAUCUCAAUACUUUUCCCAAAUAUAAAAUUAAGUGAAAUUACUGAUAAAAAUGCUUUGCAUUUUGCUGAAAUCUAGUUAAUCAAAAUAAAUAUUUAUACUUUAAAAAUCUUGACUCUGAUAUGUUCUGUGCAUUUUGGUCCUUUAAUUUCUUCUCUAAAACUGGCACCUGGAGAAUUCAAUAAAAAUGCAUUUGUUUCUACCUACAGAGAAGCCAAAUAAUUAUAAUAUUAAUAUUUUAAAAGAAAAGUUUGAUAGAGAAGAAUUCACACACAGUUGAUACACAUACAAUGUUUUUAACAAACUGAGUGAACUAAGGACUCUAAGUAAAGUUUCAAUUUUGUGGUCUCCUGCACAGAUCUCCCUACCAGCUUUAAACAAAGAAAAGAUAAUCCAAGGCAUGGAUCUUACCCUGAAAGUAAUUUGGCCUACUAUUAAUAAAUGCUUUAAACUAAUUUUUAAAUUAGUUUUAGUUUUAAAUUAAACAAAUUAAUUUUAAAAAUGAUUGUUGCUAAGACCAAUAUAAGCCUAAUUAUGAUUAAAACCGGUUGCAGUAAACUGUGCUAAAGAGUGGAAGGCAAUGGGACUAGGAACAUGUGACAAGGAGCUCAUCACUUCUAUGAAGUGUACAGGCUGUCACUUUAACUGCAUAUGUAUAUGAUAUCACUAUAACUGAGGAACUGAGGUGGUAAGAAAAAAAUGUCUAAUGAUUUAUUACAUUAUUAGAGUAAUUCCACACAUUGAGAAUGUACUCUUCAUACCACAAUUAUGUCACGUAUGAAUUUAUUUUCCCUACUGAGAAACAACCUGUUCCAAACUGUUUCUAAAAUAAAAUGAAGGCUAACUGUUUAACAAGAUAUUCUGGUUUACUUCUGUUUAUUUUAAGUUUGACUGCUGAAUACAUUAAAAUGAGUUCAGUCAUUUUUGUGCAACACAAAAUAUUAUUUGACCAUAAAUCAAGCAUGCCAAAAUUAAAUCUAAAGCAAGGAUAGUUCUGUCACUCACUAGAAAUAAACUUUAAUAAAUGAUUUAAUUCAGUGACUCUACAGAAUUUUAGCAAAAGUUCUGUAGUCCUCAUUAUUGUUGAAAAUUUGUCUCCCUGUUUAAACUGGAGCUAUGAGUCUAUUUUUGAAGUUUGAAAUGAACUGAAAAGGAAAGGAGGAACUUUUCCUUAAUACUUGAUUAUGUUUUAGAUUACUGAGACAAGCUGCUUUCAGAUCAUUAUUGCCUAUUUCAAGACCUUCUCUCACCUGUCCAAUUUUGGCUUCUGCAUGCUGAACAGGGCUCAUUUAUACAAAAUAACCAAUAACUGCAUAAUGAACAAUAUCAACUAUCAGAUAUCAAAUACUGGUUUCAAGGCGCAUGUGGUUUCCAGAAGUAUCUAAACAGGAAAUCCACUGGAGGCAGCAUUUGCAAUGGGGGGCAAGGAACUGUCAGACUGAUGUCAACAGUGUUGUGGCAUUGCACGCAUGCCCCAAAGGGGAAGAGCUUGUGGCACAAUUUCACUUUCAUCAUUCUAACAAAAGCUGCAAGUUCCCUAUAUGUUGCUCUGAAUUCCAUGAUAAAGGGAAAAGCAGGUUAUCAAUGUAUAAAAUAAAUGUAUUUUAUUCUCAAUGACCAACUGUUUCAAUUUUAAGACUGAAUUUCAAAAUUCUGCUCCCUUUAUAUCCAGUUACAGUAUGUUGUACAUGUUUCCGGUAGCAAAAAUUGGAAGAUGUAUAGCUA
This is a messenger RNA of Python bivittatus (Burmese python), 3552 nucleotides long. It is a transcript of the gene PLN, whose product is annotated as phospholamban. Gene Ontology annotation, cellular component: membrane; sarcoplasmic reticulum. Gene Ontology annotation, biological process: negative regulation of heart rate; negative regulation of calcium ion import into sarcoplasmic reticulum; negative regulation of ATPase-coupled calcium transmembrane transporter activity. Gene Ontology annotation, molecular function: ATPase inhibitor activity. Lineage: Eukaryota; Metazoa; Chordata; Lepidosauria; Squamata; Pythonidae. The record is from RefSeq and is a predicted model, not a curated record.